Acanthopagrus latus (yellowfin seabream) is the source of this 3652-nucleotide messenger RNA. RefSeq names its product Tax1 (human T-cell leukemia virus type I) binding protein 1b (gene tax1bp1b). NCBI's taxonomy places the organism in Eukaryota, Metazoa, Chordata, Actinopteri, Spariformes, Sparidae. The transcript has 17 exons. Bases 142 to 2790 code for a protein of 882 amino acids. The record is from RefSeq and is a predicted model, not a curated record.
CUGUCCGGAAAUGACGUAAUGUUGUUAUUAUUCCAGGAAGAGGGGACGGGAAAGCACUGAACUGCGUCAACAACUGUUUUUAUGAUAUAGUCGGAUUUCAGCUGCUCUUCAACAUGACAAUUGGCCACUGCUGAGUAAUUUAUGGCACUGUUCCUGGACGGGACUUUAUUGAGCAACAACAUGGACACAUCAAACUUUGCCCACGUCAUUUUCCAGAAUGUGGGGAAAAGUUACCUGCCCCACGCUGCACUGGAGUGUCAUUACACUCUGACGCAGUUCAUCAAACCAAAUCCAAAGGACUGGGUUGGCAUAUUCAAGGUCGGUUGGAGCACAGCGAGGGACUAUUACACAUUCUUGUGGUCACCUCUCCCUGAGAACUAUGUGGAAGGCACCGCAGUCCACAGAACAGUGGUCUUUCAGGGAUAUUAUGUGCCCAAUGAUGAUGGCGAGUUCUACCAGUUCUGUUAUGUGACCCACAAAGGGGAGAUCCGGGGAGCCAGCACCCCAUUUCAGUUCCGUGCCAACAGCCCUUCAGAGGACGAGCUGCUGACUGUGGAGGAUGAGUGCAACUCUGACAUCCUGGUGGUCACCACCAAGGCUGGCUUCCUUGAGCAAAAGGUGGAAGAAGCCCAGAGAGAGAAAGACGAGCUGGUCAAAAACAUGGCCCUCCUGCAGCAGGAGAAGGAGCAGCUUGAAGCCGAGAAGCAGAGCCUGCAGAAGGAGUGUGAGCAGGAGAAAGAAACCUGCGCCCAGCUGAGAAGAGAGAACCAAGAGGUACAGAAUUCUUCCCAGGCCUUUCAAGAGGAGAAAGAGGAGGUAAAGAGGAGGCUGGAGGAGGCCACAGCCAGAGUUAUACAGUUGGAGGAGGAUCUGAUUGGUGUCACCCAGAAGGGCUUACAAAAGGAAACUGAGCUUGACAGUCUGAAGGAUAGAGUGAAGAAACUUAUAGCAGAGAAGGAGGCACUCGAAUCUCAUCUCAAGAAUGAGAAAGAUGAGAAGGAACUUUACAAGAUUCACCUGAAAAACCGGGAGCUGGAGAACACUAAGUUGAGUGCAGAGCUACAGAUGCUGAAGUCUGUGGAUGUGAACAAGGAGAACACCAUUGCCCAGUUUAAAGAGGAGGUGGGACGUCUGCAGGCGUGCCUCACUGAGAAGGAGAAACAGUACAGAGAAAUCCUGGCCAAAGUUUCCCCCUUGGGAGAUAUGAAGGCCCUGAAGGAGCAGCUGCGGCAGAAAGAGGAGCAGCUCCAGGCUAACCAGCAACAGUCUUCCCUGUUAGCUGCUGAGUUGAGGGAUGCCUCCAGCACCCGCGACCGGACCAUGUCUGAACUCUACCACAUGAAGCUGGAGGCCGAUUCCCUCCGCCAGGCCAAGGCUGAAGCGCAGGCCCAGUGCGUCCGCCUGGAGCGCCUGGUGGAACAGAUGAAGGCAGAGGCCAAGCAGGAAGCUACCAAAGCAGAGGAAGAAGCUGCUGCAGACCCAGCUGUUUUAGCGGAGCUGCAGAGAGAAGUGGAGGACCUGAAGCUGCGGCUGCACAUGGCUGCAGAACACUACAAGGAGAAAUACAAGGAAUGUCAGCGACUGCAAAAACAAGUGCUCAGACUCUCUGAACAGCAAGGGGAGCUGAAGAGAAGCUCAGCACAAGAGGCCACAAUAAUCCCUGCAUCAGUGAGUCCAGACACAUCAGUGCCAGGGAGUCCAGGUUCCGCUGAUCCCAUGCUGGAGGCCAUCAUCCAGGAGAAGCUCAAAGGCAUCAGCAGAGAGGCGUCUGACAGGAACGACAAGUACAGGAAAUGCAAGCAGAUGCUGGUGGAGGAGAAGGAUCGUAGCUGCAUGUUUGCUGAUGAGUUGGCCAAGAUGGAAGUGAAAUUUAAGGAACAAUUGAAGACUAAUGAGAACCUGAAACUGCAGUUGGCAGCAGAGGAAGAUCGCUACAAGAGCCAAGUAGCUGAGAAGGGCCGGGAGCUGAAGGAACUGAAGGACACGCUCGCACUUGUUGUUAAGGAGAAGGAAAAACUGGAGGGGGAGCGUCAGAAGUCAAGCAGCAGCAGGAAGGGAGAUCAGGGAGCUGGUGAGAAAACCAGUUUGGAGAGUAACCAGUCCAGUGUGCCUUUAUUCCUGCAGUACCCUGUCCCAUACACCCAGGAUGCCCCCACCCCUCUGCUGGUCUCUCAGAGCCCCAGCAAGCUUCAUUUUGGGAACCCUUACUCCAUCUCUGACUCAAAAGGUUGGUAUCCUUUUCACAAAGUAACGCAAACAUUUUUGUUUAAAAAUUCCCCAGUCACAAUUGGCAGAAAUCGCUGGCUUGUAUUUACAGUCGCUACGUCUCUGAAUCUUCUCCUUGCAGAUGAGGGGGAUGAGGAGUUCUCAGAUGACCAGCUGCUCAGGCUGCCCCCUGUGGGUCCACCCUCCUGGGACAGUAAUGUGGUGUGUAUUCAACCCACCCGCAACCACAGCCGGCCAGAGGGCCACGAGGAGUCAGAGGAGAAGCAAAACAACAAUAAUGAUAAUACCAACGAACAGCCCGCAGCAACUGAAACCCACAGCCCAUUUGUGAAUGAUGGACAAACUGCCUUCUGCUUUGAUCCCAGCAUGGACAUGAAGCGAUGCCCACUGUGCGAGGUCAUCUUCCCGCCCAACUAUGACCAGAGCAAGUUCGAGGAGCAUGUGGAGAGCCACUGGAAAAUCUGCCCCAUGUGCAGCGAGCAGUUCCCGCUGGACUGCGACCAGAAAGUGUUCGAGAAUCACGUGCUCACUCACUUCGACGGCCACCCGCUCAACUUCGACUAAAGCAACAGAGAGUCAGCACAUCCGGUCUGCCUAUUUCCUGUCACCACUGAAAUAAUUUCACUCUGCACUCUUUUCUGCAUGUAACGGUGUGAAGAUCCACUCUUUAGGACUUUACUGACUUUCGCUUUGUUACUACAACUUAGAGAAACACUUUGAAGUGAUGUGACAUUUUGAAAUGGCAUCCUAAUUCAGUGUAAAUGGCAGGGCUACUGAAUCUGUUUGCAAAUCAGAAGGGUUUUUUUUUUUUUAUUGGUGGCAGAUUUCCCUUCAUUUGAAUUUGAGGAAUAAUUUGGGGGGAUGAGACUGUUGUAUGUAUAAAUAACAACUUUGGCUUCAUAGAUCAGUUACUACAGGACGUAACGAAUCAGGGAAAGAGAUAAGUGUUUACCAAACUUACAUUUAAAACAUCCAACCAAAUGGUUCCCCCCUGAAACAUCACCGUACGUCAUUUGCGCAUUCUUUAUAGACCGCAGCCUUGGUGCACUAUAUGCAGUCAGGGAGAUAUCUUCACUGAUUACAUUCAGACAUGAUUAUACAGUUUAUCAUCAGAUCAUCUAUUUUAGAAUAAUUAAAGCCAAUGAUAUUGUGAAAGCCUUGAUUAUGUCUUUGUGUAUGAUAGAUUUGUGUUACGUUAGGUUUCCUUUGUUCUUGAUUUUAAUUAUUUAAUUGGAGUUUUUGUGUCAGGAUUCUUUAGAACCUUCAUAUCAUCAGCUAAUCAGUGCAUGCUGAGCUUAUGUUCAAUUCCCUCUUUUCGUUCUUCUCUUUUACAGCAUUAAGUUAUUUCAUUCAUAGAAAUAUUUCAUUUGUUAAGUGAGUUUCAUGUAUCUAAUAUGAGCUAAUAAAGUCAGUUUAAAAAACUGAA